GAGCAGAAGAAGAAGGCCAGCUGGUGUAUUAAUAGCAGAGCCCACAGAGUCAGACCCGGCCCAGCACGUCCUCCACCGCUGCACCACCACCAUGCCCGGCACCCAGGCCCAAUUCCGGGCCAGAGACCGCAACAAUGUCCUGAACCGGCCCGAGUUUCUGUCCCUGAACCAGCCAUCCCGCCGGGAACAGACGGUGGGGGAGGGACGGGGGGCGGAGGUCCAAGGAGACCUGUGUUCAGACAGCAGAGUCAGCAGGACAGCACAGGGGGGAGGGGGGCCAGAGAGUCCUCCGAGAGCGGUCCAACUGCUGACAGCGGCGGUGCGAAGGACGCCUCCCGCUGGCCAGAGCAGGACUGCAUGCAGCUUAACCCGUCCUUCAAAGGUAUCGCCAUCAGCUCUCUGCUCGCCAUUGACAUCAGUCUCUCGAAGCGUCUAGGGGUCUGCGUGGGAGCCCGUGGCUCCAGGGCCCCGCUGCGCCCCAUGAUCACCUUGCUGGCCCUCACAGGCCACGCCCUCCCCUGGAUCUGCGGCACCCUAAUCUGCCUGUGGAGGAGCAGCACACUGGCUGGACAGGAAGUGCUUCUCAACCUGUUGCUGGCGCUGAUACUAGAUCUGAUGACGGUUGCUGGGAUGCAGAAGUUGGUCAAACGUCGGGGACCUUGGGAUUUCCCGCCAAGCUUUUUUGACUACAUUGCCAUGGAUAUGUACUCGUUCCCAGCAGCCCACGCCAGUCGGGCCGUCAUGGUGUCCAAGUUUCUGCUGAACCACCUGGUGCUGGCGGUGCCUCUGAGGAUCCUACUCUGCCUGUGGGCCUUCCUGGUGGGCGUGUCCCGGGUGUUGCUGGGGAAACACCAUCUGUCAGACGUAGGUUGCGGCUUUGCACUUGGCUUCCUGCACUUCAGCCUGGUGGAGUCGGUGUGGCUGGACUCGGCCACCUGCCAGACACUCAUCUCCAUCGGCACGCUGGGCUGGACUCUGGUCUGACCUGGUCCAGACUGGUUCAGCUGCAGACUCGGAUCCAGCUUUGCUGGGUUUUUCUGCCCUCCAUCAGCUCAGUGCUGCUGACAGGAGACAGGGGCCAUGUGGUCCUCACUGUGGAGGACCUGAGGAGGGCUCGUAGGAAUGUUUGAGUCACAGGUAAUGAAACAGGAAGUGUCUGCAGUCUCACAUCCUGUGGGGUUUUCUUUCUUGCCACCAUCUCAGAUUCUUCAGUAAAAUUUUGUUGAAGUUUUUUUCAUGUCAGAAACUGAGUUUGGACUUUCAUUCUGCUAAUGUUGAAUUUUAUUUGAAGAACAUCCUCGGCUGUUUGAAGCUUCAUAGUUUUUGCAUUGUUCACUGAGAACAGAGUUCACAACAAAAGCUGAAGGUUGUUCCUCAGAGCUAAAGCUCAGGUGUUAUACUGGCGCUACAGAUUCUGUUUUCGGGGAAGAUUUCCCAAAACGAUUCUGUUGACUGUCUCAUCAAAUCUCAGAAACUUUCAAACAGGUGCUGAUUAUGUAACUGAAAGUGUGACGAUGCCAGAUUGUAUAAGAAAUGCUGACUCGUGAAGUGAAAACAAACCUCUCAGGUUCAGACUCCUUCAAACUCUUUUCUUUUCCUGAUGAGUCGGCAUCAGCUCGAUAAGCGUUUGUCAGCAUGGCGAAUACCUACAGACAAAAUUCACAGAAAUACGCUGCGACUGUAAGGCUGCCAUCGUGUCCCAGAACAAGCAGCUAGACUCUAACAGCAUCCACGUCUCUGUUUGCUCUGCUGUGGUUUAGCAGGUUUACAAUUUGUUUUCAGAAUCUCCACAAGAACAGGCCUGCCUGAGUCUUCCAGAAACGGUCCAAUCAGAAGAACCUUCAAGGGGAGGAGCUAAAUCAGCUUGUGUAGGACAAAGGAUGAAGGGAGGGGCUGCACCACGCCUAGUGUGAACUGUGACUCAUGCAAAGCUGCUUUACUAGACUUCAAGAAUAGAUUUAAAGAAUGGAAGUGAGCCCAACAUCGCCUCCUCAGACAAACUUUUUAUUAAAACAAAAAAUUGUCCAAGUUUUUCUUCUGAUCUAAACGCUGUUAUCUGAGCGCCGCCUUUAUGCAGAUGAUACCCUGAUCUGUAUCACAUUGUUUCUCUGUGUAAAACAUCCCAGAUCUUAAACUUGAGCUUUUCCUUUUCCUUUUGUUAGUGUCUGUCAAACAGUAUUUCAGCUAAAACAUUAUAUUUAACUCUUCAAAGCUCAAAUACAGAGAGUUCAUGAUUCUAGACGAAAAUGAAGGAAUGAGAAUUCAUCAUGUUUCAUCUGAAGGUUUCUGUAGUUUUUCUGCCGCUACAUCGGCUAGUUUGUCCUGAGAACUGAAGCUGAGAUGAUGAAACAUGUCAGAGUUUAAACUAUGCAUCUGUUCAGAGUUGCUAAAUAAAACCUGUUUGUUACCUGAA
Messenger RNA from Oreochromis niloticus (Nile tilapia), 2413 nucleotides. RefSeq names its product inactive phospholipid phosphatase 7. The record is from RefSeq and is a predicted model, not a curated record. The annotation marks the transcript as partial. Lineage: Eukaryota; Metazoa; Chordata; Actinopteri; Cichliformes; Cichlidae. Gene Ontology annotation, cellular component: nuclear envelope. The transcript is spliced from 4 exons. Gene Ontology annotation, molecular function: sphingosine-1-phosphate phosphatase activity.